Messenger RNA from Castor canadensis (American beaver), 1895 nucleotides. RefSeq names its product beta-1,3-galactosyl-O-glycosyl-glycoprotein beta-1,6-N-acetylglucosaminyltransferase 7. The record is from RefSeq and is a predicted model, not a curated record. Gene Ontology annotation, cellular component: membrane. Gene Ontology annotation, molecular function: acetylglucosaminyltransferase activity. NCBI's taxonomy places the organism in Eukaryota, Metazoa, Chordata, Mammalia, Rodentia, Castoridae.
CAAUCAUUACUGUAACUGAAAAAGCCAGGGAAAAAAGUAUAGUGUAUGAUCUCGUUUAUAUAAAAUUAUAGAAUACAUACACUAAUCCAGAGCAACAGAGAGCACAUUAGUGAUGUGGAGGUGGAAAUGGUAAGAGGGAUGAGAAAAUGUCUGUUACUAACUGUGGUGAUAGUUUCAUGGGUACACUACACACACACACACACACACACACACACACACACACACACACACAGAGGUCAAAUUAUAGCUGGGUAUGGAGGUGUGUACCUAUAGUUUCAGCUACUGGGGAGGCUGAAAUAGGAGGAUGGCUGGAGUCCAGGAGUUUGAAGUCAACAUGAGCAACACAACAAGACCUCAUUCUCAACAGCAAGACUCCAUGUCUCAACUGUCUCAAAACAAAACAAAAACACAACAAAUCUGGUCAAAUUAUCCACUGUGAAUACAUGUAGCUUGGUAUGCUCCAAUAAAACCAGGGGUAGUGGGUGAAGUUACAGUACUCUAAAUGCUAUCUGUUGUUCUUUUAGGAAGCUUAAAGGAAAAAAAUUCAAGCAAUAGUAAUAAGAAUGCAUUUGGAGCUCAAAACAUGAGCCAGCUUCGAGCCACCAAGUCCGGACUUCUCGUGAGUGCAGUGAUCUGCGUCUUCGUCUUUCUUUAUUUAAGAAACACACCUCCUGAGGAAGCCGAGGUGGAGCCCACUUACACAGCAGUGGUAGAAUGUGGCUUUUACCCAGAUGAACUGUGUUCAGCUUUAUUUGAAGGGAAAGAGGCAGCACCCCAAAUUGCAAGCCUCUGUAAAACCCCUCGAGCUUCUGAAAUGCUGGCUUACUUACGUGCACCAGGAAAGUGCUCCAGGAUUUCCCGGAGGUUGCGUUUCAUAACCACAGCCCUGUCUGCAGAGGAGGGAAAUUUCUCUCUGGCAUACAUUAUAACUGUCCAUGAGGAGCUGGUCAUGUUUGUGCAGCUCCUCAGAGCGAUAUAUGCCCCUCAGAAUGUUUACUGUAUUCACUUUGACAACAAGGCCCCAAGGAGGAACAAGGUGGCUGUCCAGACCCUGGCCAACUGUUUUGAAAACAUCUUCAUCUCAUCAAGGCGACAGGAGGUGGCAUAUGCUGGUUUUACAAGGCUACAGGCAGAUAUUAACUGCAUGAAAGCUCUCGCUCAUUCCGAGUUCCAGUGGAACUAUGUCAUUAACCUCUGUGGACAGGAUUUUCCAAUCAAAACCAACAAGGAAAUCAUACACUACAUCAGAAGCAAAUGGAAUGGAAAAAAUAUCACUCCUGGACUAAUCCAACCUGCAAACACUAAGCCCAAAACUGCUCAAGGUCAUCCCAAGUCCAGUCCUGAAGGAAGUAGCUAUGUAUCUCCAAAUGAACGAUUCAAAUGAGAGCCACCUCACAACUUAACAAUUUACUUUGGAAGUGCCUACUAUGUACUUACGAGGAAGUUUGUAGAGUUCGUACUGACUGACAUUCAUGCAAAAGACAUGCUUCAGUGGUCCAAAGACAUCCACUGCCCAGAACAGCACUACUGGGUAACCCUGAACCGACUAAAAGAUGCUCCAGGUGCUACACUAGAUGCUGGCUGGGAAGGAAACAUCCGAGCCAUGAAAUGGAGAACGGAGGAAGGAAGCAUUCACGAUGAAUGUAAAGGCCAUUAUGUCCAAGAUGCCUGUGUAUAUGGACUAGGAGACUUGCCAUGGAUAAUUCGAUCACCUUCUUUGUUUGUCAACAAAUUCGAGCCCUCAACAGACCCCCUUGUGGUCACAUGCUUAGAGAGGCAGCACAGACUUAAAGUCCUAAGGGAGGCAGAAGUCCCUGUAGAACCACACUGGCAUUUUCAACAGGAGAGUUAUUUUAACAUGAAACUGAAACACUAAAGAGCGUUUUUUUCCUUGU